GCGGGCGCGGGGCGACGGCGGCCCCGCAGCGACAUGUGACCAUGGACCGCAGGACCAGGGAAAAUCCAGAAAGAACUUUUGACUUGGUAUUGAAAGUGAAGUGCCAUGCCUCUGAGAAUGAAGAUCCUGUGGUAUUGUGGAAAUUCCCAGAAGACUUUGGAGACCAGGAAGUUCUGCAGAGCGUGCCCAAGUUCUGUUUUCCCUUCGAUGUGGAAAGGGUGUCUCAGAAUCAGGUUGGACAGCACUUUACCUUUGUCCUGACAGACAUGGAAAGUAAGCAGCGAUUUGGGUUCUGCAGGCUCACAUCUGGAGGCAGAAUUUGUUUGUGUAUUCUUAGUUACUUGCCAUGGUUUGAAGUAUAUUAUAAACUUCUAAAUACUCUGGCAGAUUACUUGGCCAAGGAACUGGAAGAUGAUUUGAAUGAAACUCUUAAAUCACUCUAUAACCACCCAGUACCAAAGGCAAACACUCCUGUCAACUUGAGUGUGAACCAAGAACUAUUUAUUGCCAGUGAGCAAGUUCUGAAAGAUGACCCCUCACUAAUGCCGCACUCCUGUUUCAUCACACCCGACAUAACUGGACUCCCAACGAUACCGGAGAGUAGAAACCUGACAGAGUACUUUGUGGCUGUGGAUGUGAACAACAUGCUCCGAUUGUACGCCAGCAUGCUGCACGAGAGGCGCAUCAUUAUUACCUCAAGCAAAUUAAGCACUUUAACUGCCUGUCUCCAUGGAUCAGCUGCUCUGCUUUACCCGAUGUACUGGCAACACAUAUAUAUCCCUGUGCUUCCUCCACACCUGCUGGACUACUGCUGUGCCCCAAUGCCAUACCUGAUUGGAAUACACUCCAGUCUCAUAGAGAGAGUGAAAAAUAAAUCAUUGGAAGAUGUGGUUGUGUUAAAUGUUGACACAAACACGUUAGAAUCACCAUUUAAUGACUUGAGCAGCCUGCCCAGUGAUGUGGUCUCGGCCUUGAAAAACAAGCUGAAGAAGCAGUCCACAGCUACGGGAGACGGAGUGGCUCGAGCCUUUCUGAGGGCGCAGGCAGCUUUGUUUGGCUCCUACAGAGAUGCUCUGAGAUACAAGCCUGGCGAGCCCAUCACCUUCUGUGAGGAGAGCUUUGUAAAGCACCGCUCAAGUGUGAUGAAACAGUUCCUGGAGACUGCAGUGAACCUUCAGCUGUUUAAGCAGUUUAUUGACGGUCGACUGGCGAAGCUUAAUGCAGGAAGAGGUUUCUCUGAUAUAUUUGAAGAAGAGAUCACUUCGGGUGGCUUCUGUGGAGGGAGCCCGCGGUCGUAUCAACAGUGGGUGUAUACUGUCAAGAAAGGAGGUGCAUUGUUCAACACGGCAGUGACUAAAGCAACUCCUGCUGUGCGGACCGCAUACAAAUUUGCAAAGAGUCACGCCAGACUGGGACUAAGGGAGGUGAAGAGCAGGCUGAAACACAAGGACAAUGAGGAAGAUUAUGGGACCUGUUCUGAUUUGGUACAGUAUACACCAGUUUACACUUUACACAAUGAAAAGGGAGAAGACAGAGAGAAGCAUAAGCUUUCCCAGGCACACUUGAAAAGGCCUCAUAAGAGCCUUGAUGGUCCGCUGGAUGAUGAUGACGAUGACACUGACCGGGCAAGCAAGAUAUCUUCUGAAGAUGGUGAAGAAACAUCAGUUUGUUUCUACGAAAGUGAUGACUCUGUUGAAGCCCAGGUGAAGGCGCCUCACUCGGGUGAGAUGGACUUACUGGGUGAGAUCCUGGACACGCUGAGCACACACAGCUCUGACCAAGGAAAGCUGGCACCUGCAAAGAGCCUGGAUUUCUUCAGAUCCAUGGAUGACAUUGAUUACAAACCUACGAACAAGUCCAACGCUCCCAGUGAGAAUAACCUGGCCCUACUGUGUGCUUCUGGUGAUCAGGGAGAGUGGAAUCUGGGGCAGGAUGACAGCGCCCUCCAUGGCAAGCACCUCCCUCCAUCCCCCAGGAAACGAGUUUCCUCCAGUGGGUUGACAGAUUCUCUAUUUAUGCUGAAAGAGGAGAACAAUGAGAAGCCCCUAUGUGCUGACAGUAUAAGUGGCCCUACUAUGGUGGAAAAGCCAGCUUCUACUUCAGGAUUGGGUUUCCAGCCAGCUAACCUUGAAGCUUCCCAAACGAAUAAAGGAAAACCAGAAGUGAAGCAAACACUAAGUCAGCCUUCAGAGGAUCUGCUGGUACUUGGCCCCGGGAGCCGCCAGUCUACUUUUGUUCCCUGGGAGAAAGCUGGGAAAGAGGAUAAGAAGCCUUUAAAAGACGUUGGACUUCUCCAAGAAGUAGUGUCAUUGUGUCACAUGUCAUGUGACUUCCAACAAGGUUUAAGCAUUUCAGAAGAAAGCAGAAGUGAAAACCAAACUUAAGGUACCAGUAGAGGGUCAGUUGCUUGCCUCUUGGCUUCUCCAGAGACCUGUGGAAUUACUUCCCUUUGAUGGGAACAGUAAGGAGAGUCACUGGUAGGAAUGGCAACCCUUAACUGCUGUUCAGUUGGUUUCCCUGUCUGUUCAUCUCAUGGAUCUAUAUUACCCAUUGGUUUCCCAACAUAAAAUGAAUUCUACUGUGCUGUUAAAUCAGGUACUAAUUUGUAAAUAGGCUGAAAGUGUGUUUUGAACUUAAGCUUUCCCAGUAUUUGGUGCUUAAUGCUGUUCAUUUUAUUUAAACUAAGUGUGCAUAUAUAUAAACCCUACAUAUAGCCAGUAGAUACUGUACUAAUCUGGCUGAGCAUGAACUGAUCAAGAUGUCAAAACUGAUCAGAAAUAGCCUGACACUGAUGAACCUGUUAACCCACUAAUUGCCUUAAUCUUCCAGUUAUGUUAAGCAUACAUAUAACGUGUGAUGCCACAUACAAAGCUUGAAAGAGGAGUUAUCGUGUCCUGCAGAGCAAUAAUGCCUUUUUCUACCAUGAAUUAAGCUCGCUGUUCUUUACAGGUUUAAAUGCACUCUAGCGGAAAUAAUUUGCUUUUUAUAAAGACAUGUAGCCAUGUUUUCCAAACAACGUGAAUGUGUAUAUUUACCUUUCGGUGAACUCUAUUAAGUGCUGAAUUACAAUGUGAAGUUAAAAGCUUCUGCUUACAAGGAAGCCCCUCAGACAAUGUUUGAUCUCAUGCACAUGUUAACUUUGGUCCACCUCCAGAAAGCCAAAUGCCCUGCAGAGUCCAGAUAGGCCUUUGUCCUGUUCCUCUUGUAACUGACGUGCUGUGAAGAUGCUCAUAGCCUUACCUUGUGUUUCUUUUUUAAAUAAUUAACUUUGUAUUGUAAAUGUUCUAGAUUUAUAGGAAAAUGCAAAGAU
Molecule: messenger RNA, 3310 nt
Organism: Arvicanthis niloticus (Nile rat)
Lineage: Eukaryota; Metazoa; Chordata; Mammalia; Rodentia; Muridae
Gene: Dennd1b
Product: DENN domain containing 1B
Biological process (GO): endocytic recycling; T cell receptor signaling pathway; endocytosis
Cellular component (GO): intracellular membrane-bounded organelle; cytosol; nuclear speck
Molecular function (GO): phosphatidylinositol phosphate binding; guanyl-nucleotide exchange factor activity
Source: RefSeq, a predicted model, not a curated record